AUGGGUGCAAGCUUUGCUGAUUUACAGAAGCCACAGGAAGAACUGGAUGGAAAGGCAUGUGCAACUGUUGGUCAGAGUGGUCUAAUGGCUUUGUAUGAUGCCUUAUUCACUCAGCUGGAUGUGGCAUCAUCUCAACUUGUUGUGACUGAUAGGGACUUCAAGGACCCAGGUUUCAGGGUGCAGCUUAUUGAUACUGUGAAUUCCUUGUUGAAUCUCAGAGUCGUUCCUGUUUUCAAUGAAAAUGAUGCAAUCAGUACCCGUAGAGCUCCAUAUGAGGACGCAUCUGGUAUAUUUUGGGAUAAUGAUAGUUUAGCAGCGCUACUGGCUUUGGAGUUGAAUGCUGAUCUCCUUGUAUUGCUUAGUGAUGUGGAGGGCCUACUUAGUGGCCUACCUGGCGAACCUCAUUCCAAGAUCAUACACACAUACAUUAAGGAUAUACAUGAGAAGGAGAUUACUUUUGGGGACAAAUCAAGGGUGGGAAGAGGCGGUAUGACAACAAAAGUGAAGGCAGCAGUUCAUUCUGCUGAUAGAGGAACUCCGGUUGUGAUCACAAGGUGGUUUCUAUGGAAUAACCCUAUUGUAAAGGUGGUUCCUAUGAGAAAACCCUGGUGA
Molecule: messenger RNA, 612 nt
Organism: Asparagus officinalis (garden asparagus)
Lineage: Eukaryota; Viridiplantae; Streptophyta; Magnoliopsida; Asparagales; Asparagaceae
Product: delta-1-pyrroline-5-carboxylate synthase-like
Exons: 5
Coding region: 1-612 (203 amino acids)
Molecular function (GO): kinase activity; glutamate-5-semialdehyde dehydrogenase (NADP+) activity; ATP binding
Source: RefSeq, a predicted model, not a curated record